AGAAACACGGAAGAGGCGAAGCAAUGGCUGGAUUAAAUAAAUACGGGACGUUGCAAAAGGAAUGUUUCCAGUUUUCUUGCCAGGCCUGUGAGGCGCACCUCGGGUAGGCCUUGUCCCGCAGCCUUCGACGCUCCCUGCUCUUGUCCCUGCGGCAUGAUGUGUAUCCUGUCUUGGUAAGUGAGAGGCAAAAUGGCAAUGUGAUAAUGAAUUUUGAACUCAAGCUGCAGGCCUAUCCCGAGGAGUUAAUUUGGCAGCACUAUGGUCAUAGUGGACAUACUGAAAACCUGAUUCGCUGGAAUGUCUUCAGCUUGUAAGAUGAUGCAAGAAGUAGCACGAAUGCCUCUCCUGCAUAGAGCAGAAUGGAGAAUGUCCUGAUGUGGAUGUCAGCAGAUGAUGUUUGUGCAAACUGUCCCACACUCCUGGAUACCAGGAAGCCCAAAGAGCAGCAGGAAGGGAAGGUAUCAUCUUAUGUCCCACUGGAUGAAGCCUCGUUUUUGGAGAUGAAGGCUGAUGUCACAAACCUGGUGCAGCGGGCUGCUGAGCAGAUGAUCAGCACCACAGUCCCUCAGCCCUCCAUCCUUAAUACCAUCCAUGUGCUCAGUGCCUAUGCCAAUAUUGGCUCACUGACAGGUGUCUUUAAGGAGAUGGGUGCCCUGGAUCUACUGAUGAAGAUGCUGUGUAAUGAGGAGAAGCAAAUCCGCUGCAGUGCUGGCAAGAUGCUAAGGGCUUUGGCCUCACAUGAUGCAGGAAGCCGAGCCUAUGUUCUCUUGUCCCUGAGCCAGCAGGAUGGCAUUGAAGAGCGCAUGGACUUUGACAGUUGCUAUACGCUCCUUGAGCUGUUUGCAGAGACAACAUCUUCAGAAGAGCAGUGCAUGUCCUUUGAAGGGCUCCAUCUUCCUCAGAUUCCGGGGAAACUGCUGUUUUCACUGGUUAAGCGGUACCUGGGUGUCACCUCCCUCAUGGGCAAGCUGAAUACCACCUCCGAGCCAAGAGGGGAAGAGGCGGACUCUGUGCCUUCCCCUGAAAAUUGUGGGAGACAGAAAAGGAUGCAGUGUGAGUUUGAAUUCAGCAUGGCCAUGGGCAACCUCAUUUCAGAGUUGGUGCAGAUCAUGGGCUGGGAUCGUAAUCAGGAGCUCAAAGAAAGACGGCCUCGAGUUGCUAAGUCCAUCUUCCAGCCCCAGGUUCUUCCCAUCUAUGCUGCCAUCCAGUCAGCCACGCACCUGCCCCAGAAAGAGAUUAGAACCUUCAAGACGCGCUCUGCCUUUCCCAGUUGCAGUGGCUAUGUGGCAUAUGUGCAAGAGAAGCUGGUGCAUGGCAUGCGUGUGCGCAUGUUGGAAGACUUCGAGAAAGUCUGUGCAGGAGACGAGGGCGAGUUCCUUCACAGCAGUAAUGGCACCCCACCUGUUCAGGUUCAUUGGGAGUCUCUGGGCCAUAUAUAUUGGGUUCAUUGGCACAUGAUUGAGAUUAUUGGUGGAUCGGGUCAGGCAGAGCAGAAGACCCGGGAAAAAGUGACCACCCUCGCAAAGACUCUGAGAGAGGAUACAGCUUCAGUUAACCGGUUGUUGGUCCAUAAGCCACUUUUGGGGCUGUGCUCCCUGCCAUAUCUGAUGGAUCGGACAAGUGAGAAGACUCCUGGGACUCUGAACCGAGCCGAAUGGUGGGAGCUGCUCUUCUUCAUUAAGAAAUCAAAACCUCAGAAGCAACAGGAAAUUAUUCAGUUUAUCCAGCAGAAUCAGAAGCGGUCACAACUGGAUGAGGGAGGCUUGAUCCAGCUGUCUGUGUCAGAGGAGCUGGCUCAAGAAGUGUUGCAGCUCCUAACCCAGCAGUGCCUGGGAUGCACCCAAACUGGCCUGCAACGUUCACAUGUCUAUCUCAAGUAUUGUUUCGCCAAGGAACAGGCAAAAGAGAACUCCCAAAAUGGGGGUAAGACUCCAGGGAAGUCUGGCAGCCUUUCUGAAGCCCUGGCAUCCCAAAGGCUAAAGGAGUCACCCCCUGUGGAAGAAGGUCUUCCGGCUCCAAUGGAGAAACCAGACACACAAUUAAAUAAGGAGCUUUUCAGAUUGGAACAACUUUCCUUCCCAGAAACACUGGAUGAGAAGGCCAAAGCUUUCUGCAGUGUGAAAGUGGCAGGGAAGAAGAGCACCUUAGAGCAGCUGGUAGAGGUGAUGGAGGUGAUCCAGAAGUCCUGUUGUGAUGUGUGGCUGCAGAUGGCUGGUCUCAAAUUCAUCACUGAUAUCUUGGAAGAGGAACCUGGCCAACAGGAACAGCUUGUCAAAGCAGAGGAUGAAUUCACCAUCAGGGAGAAAACAGUCAAGAUGCUGGUGGAGCUGCUGAACUGCCGAGUAGAGAAACUGCUAACUGUGUUGGUGCUGCGGAUGCUGUAUGUGCUCCUGGCCAAAUAUGACUGGCGGAUACCCUUUGCCACCAAAGGCGGGCUGCAGGCCAUGCUAUGCUGCAUGCUGGAGUAUCCCAAGUCAGCACUGGUACAGCAGGCUGGCCUGGCAGUACUGAAGGUACUGUUGGGUGUUGGGUACUAUGAGCUUCCAGGUGCCAGUGGGAAGUCCUACCCUCUAAACCAUUCUGAUGCCCAGAUGAUGCUUGAGAUCUUCGCCAGCACUGGCUCUGCUUCCAGCAAAGACUCUGACAAUUUGCUUUGUGCCAUCCCGGCUGCUGUUGGGAAGAUGUUGACCACACCUGGGGCUUCUUCAGCAGUGCAAAACGGGCUGUUGGUGUUGAACAUGCUGAUCAACAAUCACAAGGGCCUGGCAGAGCAGCUGGGAAACUGUGACCUCUACUCAGUCCUACAGAACUGCUGCCGCUCAGGACACAGCUCCAAUGAGAUGCUGGCGCGAAUAGUGCUCAACCGCCUGGCGGAGCAUAAGCUGACCCUGAGCCAGGAGAACGCAGACUCUGCAGCCUCCAUCAGCUUCAAGGAGACCGAUGUUACAGAACUGCUGAGCAGCCUGCGUGAGAGCAGCAUUUCCAAGGAGAUGGUGGCAGCGCUGGAGUGCUGUCUGCGGGGCAUGGGUGCCUGCCCUGAAGAAAACAGUUAUGAGUUUUUCAUAAAUACGAUGCUGCUCAGAGACUUGACACAAGUGGCAUCUGAGAAGGAUGUGAUGCUGGGAGCAGUAAAGCUUUUGGAUGACUGUUUGAAUAGUCCAUGGUGGGAUAAAGUGCCCUGGCAUGACUGCAUCGAACCCUGUUUGUCUUCCAUGAGUGCCCACAUAAACAAUAGACAGAUUGUUCAGAAGUUUAUCAGCUUCCUGUACUAUCUCGCCACCCUUGAUAAAGAUUGUGCUGUCAUGAUGUGCUGUAGGGGUGCUAAGGAAGCCUUGACCAAAGUCCUGGAGAAACAUAGCUCCCAUGUGCUGCUGGUAACUGAACUGAGGGAUCUCAUGAGCAACUAUGAGAAAUAUGCCAACCUGUAUAAGAAGAUGACAUCUAGUAUCCUGGCUGGCUGCAUCCAGAUAGCUCUGGGUCAGAUAGAUGAACACCGGCGGAGCCAUCAGCCUAUCACCAUCCCGCUCUUUGAUGAAUUCCUGCGUAAUCUUUGUCAAGGCUGCAGCUUGGAAGUCAAGGAAGACAAGUGUUGGGAGAGAAUGGAAGUUUCCUCUAACCCCCACCAGGCCAGCAAGUUGGUGGAUGGGAAUCCCAAGACCUUCUGGGAAUCUAAUGGCAGCACCAGCUCCCACUACAUUAAUGUCUAUCUGCAUCGUGGAGUGAUAGUCCAGAAGAUGUCUCUGUUGGUGUCCAGUGAGGAUUCCAGCUACAUGCCAGCCCGCAUUACGGUCAUGGGAGGGGAGAGCGCCUCCAGCAUCAGCACCAGGCUCAACAUGGUAAAUGUCCCACCAUCAGCCAGCAGAGUGACCCUCUUGGAGAACAUGAGUUGUUUUUGGCCAGUCAUACAGAUUAAUAUCAAGCGCUGUCAGCAGGGUGGCAUUGACACACGUGUACAUGGCAUCGAGGUGCUGGGCCCCAAGCCCACCUUCUGGCCCAUCUUCAAGGAGCAGCUGUGCCGGCGCACGUUCCUCUUCUAUAACACUAAGGCGCACACCUGGUGUCAGGAAAUCUCAGAAGAUCGCAGGCAACUGCUGCAGCUCUUCAACAGGUAUCCUCUGCGGAUCAGGGAGAAUUCUGCCCGAUCUCUUCCUUCCCGAGCCCGAUGAGAGGCUGCUCCGGAGGCCUUGGGCAAGACCUGCUGGGAUGCCCUGAUCACUCCCUUGGUGCAGAGUAUCACCUCUCCAGGUACGGGCUCUCCUUCCUGGCGCAGGCCCCUUGUCCGUCAAAUACGGGCUAACCCGUCCCUUGACUUGUUGGCCAAGAAACGAGCCGCCAUUUUCAAUUCCUGGCGUCGCGGCGGGCACUGGAGCACCACCGUUGGUGCCUGCGUGGACUCCAGUAGCCCUGAGCCCGAGGAGCUGAAGGCCCCUGUGAAAUCCAAUGGGAAGAACGGAAAGAACAAGGAAUCGAGUUCCGGGGCUGCCAAGCCCGUGGAGAAGAAACCCAGCAGCACGACUGGCAUCACACAGUGCUGGAAAGGGGUGGUCCAGCAACAGGUGAAGCAGUUCCUGGAAUCCUCCUGGCAGGACCCUGACUUUGUGGAGAAAUAUUGCAACAUCUACCGGCGCCUCCGCACAGCCAUGGAGGAGCUUUUUGGGCAGCAGAUGUGCUUCAUGCUUGCUCUGCGCCAGGGCUUCUCGGGGGGGCUGCUGCAGCUCUCCUUCCUGACAGCCAUGCACGUGAGCGAGCAGUUUGCCCGUUACAUCGAUGUGUGGAUCCAAAAGAGCUGGGCAGACUCGGGCAACGUGGAGACCCUGCGGUGCCUGCAGAGGAGCCUGGAGCCUGUCCUCUUCCUGUCCGGCCUGGAACUUGCCAACACCUUUGAGCAUUUCUACCGGUACUACCUGGGCGACCGGCUGCUGUCCCAGGGCAAGACGUGGCUGGAGAGUGCUGUGGUGGAGCACAUCGGGCUCUGCUUCCCCAACCGCUUCCCCCAGCAGAUGCUGAAGAACCUGAGUGAGCUGGAGGAGCAGCAGCAGCAGUUCCACCUCUUCCAGCUGCAGCAGCUGGACAAACAUCUGCUGGAACUGGAUCAGGGCGGGAACUACGAGGAGGAGGAGGAGGAAGAGGUGGGAGAGGUAAUGGAAGAGGAGCCGAACAGCCAGGAGGAAGAGCCGGAGGUGAAGGUGCUGGCUCUGUCGCCCCGCUGCUGGACCGUCUCCCCGCUCUGCUACCUGGAGGAGCCUGCGCGGUUUUUCCCACCAUCCCUGAGUCAGCACUUGGGCAAGUUUGCUGACUUCUAUACCCAGAGUCAGAGCCGUUUUGGGCUGGAGCACACGAAGCCACGGCGUUUACAGUGGACAUGGCUGGGCAAUGCAGAGCUGUGGUUCCAGGGCUGCACCCUGCAUGUGUCCACCCUGCAGAUGUACAUCCUCCUGUGCUUCAACAGUGCUGAGGAGGUUCCUCUGGAGACAUUGUUACACGCUACAGGUCUCUCCCUGGCCCUCCUUUCUCAUGCGCUGAAACCUCUGUUGGAAAAGGAGCUUUUGAUCCAGAACCAGGGUGUACUGAGGCUGAAUGAGAAGAUGCUGGCCCACUUUUCUGGCCACCACUUGGUCCUGCUACCAAAACAGUCAUAUUUGAAUGUGGUGCAGAAUGAGGGUAGUGCUUUGGAGAAGAGAAGGAGCGUUAUCUGUGGCCUCAUCAUUCAGAUCCUCAAAGCAGAGAAGGCAAUACACAUUGACAGGCUUGUGUUCAAGGUGAUUGAUGGCUGCCAGAAAUUGGACUCUGACUCUGCAACAAAGUUCUUGAACUACUGCUGCUGCAGCAGCAGCAGCACAGAUGUCCUUUCUUGCAUUCAGCAUCUGCUGAAGCAGGGCUCCAUCCAGCGCCAGGACAAGCGGCCCCAGCUCCUGGAGUGUGCUUCCCUUGAUCUCCCGUCUCCUGUAUUACCAAAGAGCCAGCCUCAAGUAGCAUUUCAGACUGUCCAGAUCAAGAAAGUGCCCAUCGUGCCCUGUGUAGAGAAGAGACAGACUUUCUCCACCUUCAGGUAGAACCGGCCGCUUGCCUGUUGUGGACCUGUGUGCAGGGCUUUUUGCUUCAGAGUAUAACUGCAGACUUGUCCAACUUGUGGCUCUUGCUUCUGGUUGCCACAAGUGAUUUCAGUAAAUGGUGUAGUGUUGGGCCAGCAGCACAAGCUUCAUGACAAAUACCUGCUCCCUGCUGGGUGCCUUGCCCAGUGGUUGUCCACCUUCUCUUUUAAUGCCUUGUUGGCAUGUCUGACACGGCAGAAUAAGUAAACAAAGUUGGUGCUAGAGAACGCAGAAAGCAACACAAGCCUCCCUUGAAUGUCCAAAGUAGCUUUUGGAUCUAAAAUCCAAGCAACUCUGAUAAAGAAGAGGAAGGAAAAUUUCUGAUUGCCUUAUUUUUGGAGUAGCAAACUGAAGGUUGGUCAUCCCCUCCCCUUUUCCUUACACAGAAUGUCUGAUGGAUGAUCCCUUUCUGGUCCCCAGGAGCACAUUCUCUGAUUAAUGCCUCUGGCAUUAAGGGAGGAGCAGUGCUGAUCCAUUUGCAGAUUCAUCUUCCUGCUGGCCAAGGCUGGUGACUCAGUGAGCUGAAACUUCUAUUCACUGAGCAUCCUUGAACCCAUUUCUUACCAGUUUGUCCUUACCAGUCUGGUAAGCCAGAGAGGAUUUCUUUAAGCAUCCUUUGCCAUUAUUCAGCCACUCACAUACCACCCUAAUGGAUGCAACAUCGCAUGAGUGUAGCAAAAGAAGAUGUGGCUUAUAAGAACAUCAGAUGAGAAGAGUUGGUUUUUAUACAUUGCUUUUCUCUACCUUUAGGGAGACUCAGAGUGGCUUACAGUCAACUUCUUUUGCCUCUCACAACUGACAACUUGUGAGACAAGUGAGACUGAGAGCGUUCUGAGAGAACUGUGACUGGCCCAAGGUCACCCAGCAAGCUUCAUAUGGAGGUGUGGGGAAUCAAACCCAGUUCUCCAGAUUAGAAUCUGCUUGCAGGAUCAGACUAGUGGUCCAUCUAGUCCAGCAACCUUUCUCUCACAGUACCCUACUGGUUACUCUUGAGGGUCAACAGUGGCACAGAGGACUUUGCUUAUAUUGCCUCCUAACAUUAGGAUACAGAAAUUUCCUGUUAUUUUUAUUUAUUUAUUGCUUUAAUAAAUUUAUAUCCCGCCCAUUCCCAACCAGGGUUGGGCUCCUUACGGCUCUGGAUGUAGAGGUUGCCUGAGUAAAGUGCCAGUGCCUUAGCACUCUAUGAACCUUUGGUAUGUGCUGAGGGAGCUAUGGAUUAAACUAUUUGCCAUCAUACCAUGAUUAGAACUCACCCCAAAAGAUGGGUGUGCUGCUUGUGGCUAUUUCAGGAUUAGUGGCAGCAGGUGCCCACUUGUGCGGUGGGCAGAUGUAAACGAUGAACUGGUCAGUGUGAUGUGCUUCGUUACAUUGUAAAGUGCAAAAAGGAAUUAAAAAAAUCAGAGCGC
This is a messenger RNA of Sphaerodactylus townsendi, 7498 nucleotides long. Its product is annotated as cullin-9-like. Gene Ontology annotation, molecular function: ubiquitin protein ligase binding. Gene Ontology annotation, biological process: ubiquitin-dependent protein catabolic process. The record is from RefSeq and is a predicted model, not a curated record. NCBI's taxonomy places the organism in Eukaryota, Metazoa, Chordata, Lepidosauria, Squamata, Sphaerodactylidae.